Messenger RNA from Paramecium tetraurelia, 1635 nucleotides. RefSeq lists its product as uncharacterized. Gene Ontology annotation, molecular function: protein binding. The record is from RefSeq and is a predicted model, not a curated record. NCBI's taxonomy places the organism in Eukaryota, Ciliophora, Oligohymenophorea, Peniculida, Parameciidae. The transcript has a single exon.
AUGAUAGAAUAUCAAGAUUAAUGUGAGGAGCAUCCAUAAUUUCCUAUUUCAAUGGUUUGUCUGAAUCCUAAGAUAUUUCCUUAAAGAAAAAUAUGUUGCUAAUGUUUAAUAUCUUUUGAUAAGAAAAAUCAAUUAAAAGAAAAUGAAUUAAUAUCUAUUCAAGAGUUUUAUAAGAGGCUAGAAUAAUUAGUCAUUAAAAUCAAUGAUGCUUAGAAGGUUGAAUAAGCAAUUUUUGAAUCGUUGAAUAAAAUGUUGAAGGAGUGCAAAGCCAUCCUAGAUUAACAAAAUUUGAAUUUAAUUCAAUUAGAAAUUAAAAAGUUAAUCUCAGGAGGUAUAAGACCUUUAAGUUAUAGUGAACUAAAAUUUUAUUCCAAUGUUUUGGUUCAUGAUUUUUAAUAGAAAUAAUAAAUAAUAGAAGAAUUAAAAAAGAGUUUAGAUUCUGCUUCAAACAACAUCUAGAAUGCUUUUCUAACAUAUUAAAAGAACAAUUCUAUCAAGAUUUAAGUUAAUAUAAAGAGGUAUGAUUAAGGUUAAAUUAAUGUAACACUUCCUAUUCAUUAAAAAAUUCAGGAUUUAAAAUUGGAGUUUGGCUAAAAGGAUGAUUAAAUUUCUUUAAAUUGUGAAGAAAUAAAAAAUACAAAUACAACCUUGUUUGAGAAUAAUAUUUGGUCAGGUGAUACAAUAAGUAUCUAAAAAUAAAUAAGAGUUACCUUAAUUGAUAAAUAAUAUUAGACUUUAAAUUUUUUAUUAUUAGCUUCUGAUAAUAUUUUAAAAAUUAAAAAGCUUGUCCAACAAAAAGAGGGUAUUGAUCCUUCAUAAUAAAAAAUCAUAUACUAUGGAAGAGUACUUUAGGAUUUUGAAAAAUUAAAUGAUUUCAAAUCAUCGUUGGGUCUAGAUUUUCUUUUAGACAUUAAUAAAACUACUAUCAAUCUCUUUAACUUAGAUGAAAAACCUUAAUGUAUAAAGCUGAAUCCAAACUUUACUUUUGAAAAUAUCAUACAUUAAAUUUAAUAUCAUUUCGAUAUUCCCUAUAAUUUAAUAUCAUCAUUACUAAUAAACAACAAACCCCUUUUGAAUAAUUAAUAGAUUAAGAAUUUAGUUGAUAUUCAAACUGAAACCAUUAAUUUAGAAAUUAAAUUAUCUAGACCAGUAAUUUUGGCGAAAACCUUAUCAGGUAAAAUUAUAAUUGUAAAUCCGCAAGAGAAUAACACAAUACUACAUAUAAAGUAAUAAAUUGAAAAUAAAUAUAAUAUACUAAUAAGUCAUUAGCAUAUUUAUCAUAAAAUGAGUCUGUUGGAUAAUUUAAAGACUUUAUAAGAGAUUGGUAUCAAAUAAUUAGAUAUUUUAAAUAUCAAAUGCGACUUAGAUAUAGAAUUUCGUUAAGAAUUCAUAAUUUUAAUAUAACGAUUCCCUUCAGAUUCAGGAAAUUGCCAAUUAAAAAUUAAGCCUUAAUUAUCAAUCAUCAACUAAAUUUCAGAAUAAGAUAUCAAUCUGGAAGCUCAACUGAGUUCUAUCUUUUAUUAUGUAAAAGGAUUUCGGAUAAAACAAGGUUAAUGCUGCUCUGAUUUUAACUUGAAAGAAAAUGAUUUAAUCAACACGGGUUGUAAGUUUAGAGCCUGUUCAAAAUGGGAGUGA